CAAAGCCGACCCAACGAAAAAGGGAAACACAACACAAAAAUAUACUGCUACGAGCAUCUUCCGUGGCGCAAAGGGAGGAGAGGAGAGGAGGGAGAGACCAAAACCCCGACACGACUCCCUCCCUCCAUCCAUUCCACCGCUCGCCGACCGAUCCAUCGGUCGGGGUAGUUGGAGGAGAGAAGGACGGCGCGCUCUUGCGUCGGCGAUGCGGAAGGGUUCGUCGCGGUCGGGGUCGGCGCGGCACCAGCAGUUCCGCGCCCGCGCCAAGACCCGCGUCGACGACCUCCAGGAGAUGUUCUCCGGCCUCCAGUACGCCCGCAAGGAGGCCCGCUCCACCGACGCCGUCGUCCUCGAGGCCCAGCUCCACCAGAUGCUCCGCGAGUGGCGCGCCGAGCUCAGCGCCCCCUCCCCCGCCUCCUCCCUCCAGCAAGGGAACGAUCGGGAGCUGUCGGGUCCGCCGUCCGACACGCUGCGGCUGCUGCAGCUGGCGGCGGCUGAGGAGGAGGAGGACGACGCCACCAGCAAGCUCGUCGAGCAGCAGCCCCCUUCCUCAGCUAAUCAGGCCCACAAGCACGCGCAGGCAGUCCAGGACAUGAAACCGGAGCCGCGCGAGGAAGUGGCGCCUUCCUUGACGGUGGCACAGCAGCCACCCUCACUGGAUCAGGAAGUUAUGACGACUGGUGGAGGAAUGCCGACUCCUGCUACUGCCGUGUUCCACGAUCAGAUGUACUAUGUGAACCAGGAACUUACUGUUGAGGAUUUUCUUUACGGCGAUGACUACAAGAUAAACCUUCCUGGAUAUAAUCCUGAUGUUCACAGUAACCUGGAAGGGAUUGGUCAUCUGGAAUAUCCGCAGUUCAAUUUGCCACAAGAGUUGCCCUCUAAUGUGUAUAUUGAUAUGAAUAACUAUGGGCAGAAUGCUGGAGAUGUUUUCCUCCACAUGUCAGACUUGCUUGCAACAAUGUCUCCAGCACCUGCUGCAUUCCUGAGGCCAAAAUGUGCUCUCUGGGACUGCCCUAGGCCUGCUCAAGGAUCGGAAAGGUGGCAAGAUUAUUGCAGCAUGUAUCAUGCUGAAUUAGCUGUGAAGGAAGAGGGUCCUCCAGGCACAAUGCCUGUGAUUCGUCCAAGAGGUAUUGAUCUAAAAGAUGGCCCUUUGUUUGCUGCUCUUAGUGCGAAAAUCCAAGGAAAGCAUGUCGGUAUUCCUGUCUGUGAAGGGGCUGCAACUGCGAAGUCCCCGUGGAACGCACCUGAACUUUUCGAUCUUUACAUUUUUGAAGGUGAAUCUAUCAGAGAAUGGCUUUUCUUUGACAAGCCAAGAAGGGCAUUUGAGAGUGGAAACCGGAAGCAAAGAUCAUUGCCAGAUUACGGUGGACGUGGUUGGCAUGAAUCAAGGAAGCAAGUGAUGAAAGACUUUGGGGGUUUGAAGAGAUCCUACUAUAUGGAUCCACAGCCAUCUAGCAGCUAUGAAUGGCACCUCUACGAAUAUGAGAUCAAUGAUUGUGAUGCUUUUGCUUUAUACCGACUUGAAUUCAAGUCUUCAGAUGCAAAGAAGAAUGCUAAAUCAAAAUUAGCUUGUAAUUCACUGAAUGAAAUACAGCAGCAAAUGGUUAGACUGAGCGCAGAUAGUCCUGUGGAGAACAAACGGGCUGCCCGGGCGAGGACAAAGGAUGUCAACAUGAACAUCUACUCAGUUCAAAACAACACUAUUCAAGGUAAUGAUACAAAUGCUUAUCAGACAGUGUCGCAAGUGGACCAGAUGACAUAUCUGAAUGGUAAUGUUGUUUAUGGACCUCAUCUCCCUUACGGUUACUCAACUGAAAGAAGCGACUUCUACUGGAACACGAAUGACGGGGCAUGAAGAAAACAUAAACAUAUUUGAUGGUUUAUGCCAUAUUUCUCCUCCAAAGUCUAACAGUAUCAGUUGUAAUUAAGGAGUCUACUGUAUUGGAGUGGCCUCCAUCAUUCUAAUUGUAAUCGGCCAAAUCAACAGGAAACUUCUCUUCCAAACGAGGGAUGUCUCAUCCGUCAAGUCUGCGCUGCAGUUGUAUCCUUGUAUCGUCUGUGGUAACUGCGUCAGUGUCAUAUACUCGUAUGGUCUAGUCCUGACAGUAGCAUCUCCUUGGUGCACGGCUUGUGCUGAGAUAAAAUUUGAUAGAUACAAAACCCUCUCUGGCUAGGUCUAUCAGACGUUUGAUGGCUCUGUUGAUCUGUUUCGUUGUAUAUGAGCAGUACUGUUCUGAA
This is a messenger RNA of Brachypodium distachyon (stiff brome), 2241 nucleotides long. Its product is annotated as transcription factor VOZ1. NCBI's taxonomy places the organism in Eukaryota, Viridiplantae, Streptophyta, Magnoliopsida, Poales, Poaceae. The record is from RefSeq and is a predicted model, not a curated record. The coding region runs from base 206 to 1858 and encodes 550 amino acids. The transcript has 4 exons. Gene Ontology annotation, biological process: positive regulation of long-day photoperiodism, flowering; regulation of DNA-templated transcription.